Molecule: messenger RNA, 3597 nt
Organism: Castor canadensis (American beaver)
Lineage: Eukaryota; Metazoa; Chordata; Mammalia; Rodentia; Castoridae
Gene: Mzf1
Product: myeloid zinc finger 1
Biological process (GO): regulation of transcription by RNA polymerase II
Cellular component (GO): nucleus
Molecular function (GO): DNA-binding transcription activator activity, RNA polymerase II-specific; RNA polymerase II cis-regulatory region sequence-specific DNA binding
Source: RefSeq, a predicted model, not a curated record
AGACCACCCCCCCACCACCAAGGUGCUGCGCACGCGCACACAGCGCGCUCUGCUGACUACGUCUCCCAGAAAGCACCGAGCUGAGCCUCUGUGCUCAGCUGUCCAGAAGGUAGUAGAGGCGGUGCGCCUCCUGGCAGGAGAUUGCCAUGGAAACGGGGAGGCUGACCGCGGCUUUAGUGAGAGCGGUGAUUGGCGCAGAACCCUGUAAAUCCCGGGAAGGCCUGUAGAAAUUUGACGAAAAUGUGCUGGGGGGCAUGCGCGAUCUGCAAAGUGGUACUGCUGUCCGUUGCCCCCCAACAAGCUUGCGCACGUCGACGAAGGUCCGACGCCUGGAUUCUGGAGGGAGUGUAGGAAGAGACUGUUAGGAGUGCGACCUGAUCUGUGCGGUCAGCCCUACCUCCAGGGAACUGGAGGACCGAUAAAAACGGAGGCAAGGUGGGGGAAGGGCCGGAGGGAUCGAGGUGGCGCGCGGGGCAGUCUGGGAAGUGUAGUCUGACCGGGACAACGAGGAAGACGGGAGUGCGCAUGCUCACAAGCGCGGAGGAGCAAUUUUGAGUGCUGAGGGACAGACACUGCCUCAGAGACCUGACUUAGUACUCCUGAUGAGACCCACUGUGCUGGACUACCCAGGCCAUGCACCCCCAGAAAACGAGGAGCCUGUCAUGGUAACGCUGGAGGACUCUGAGGAGGAGGGAGAAGCCACCCUGUGGGACCCAAGCCCUGAGGCUGCACGCCUACGCUUCCGGUGCUUCCGCUAUGAGGAGGCAAUGGGUCCCCAAGAAGCCCUAGCCCAGCUCCGAGAGCUGUGUCACCAAUGGCUACAGCCAGAAGUGUACUCCAAGGAGCAGAUCCUGGAGCUCCUGGUACUAGAGCAGUUCCUGGGUGCACUGCCCCCUGAAAUCCAGGCACGUGUGGAAGGGCAAUGGCCAAGCAACAUCGAAGAGGCUGCAGCCUUGGUUGACAGGCUUCGCUGGGAGCUGGGUGGGCCUCGGAGAUGGGUCACAGUCCAGGUGCAGGGUGAGGAGGUCCUAUCAGAGAAGAUGGAGCCUUCCAGCUUCCAGCCUAUACCUCAAAUCAAGCCUCAAACUCCAGGACCUGGGGCUGACACACCCCCUGGGGCCAUACAGGAAUUGCCGCUGGACCUUCAGGUGAAAGAAGAGCCAGAAGUUACAGAGGAUCCAGAACUCUUGGAGUCUGGGCCUCUUCCUGCCACCCAAGAGGCUGCAGCCACCUUCCUACCUAAGAAGCCCCAGGGCUAUGGGACAGUGCUGGACCAAGCCUUUCCUCACAGUGAAACUGGGCCUGAGGGGUCUUCAUGGAAGAAGCACCCUGGUGCCCUGUGGCAUGAGGAGGCUGGGGACAUCUUCUCCUCAGGGUUUGCGCUCCAGAUGGACGGCGUCUGUUCAGAGCCAGGUACUGUGAGUCCCUACUUCCAUAUCCCCUGGGAUCUGGGCAUGGCCAGCCUCUCCAGGCAGAUCCGGUCACCCUCCCACGAUGGGGACUUCCUGCAUGCACUUGUGCUCCCCAGCGACUCGGGAGGUGAACAGGAGCCAGCGGGUGAGAACCCACGCCGAGACGUGGGGCCCGCAAUAGUCACCGCGCGCUGGUGUGCUCCAAGGGGCCGAGACCGGGGCCGCCCCUGCACUGCAACCGGGGCUGUGCGGGGCGGCGGCUGCGAUGUGUGCGGCAAGGUGUUCAGCCAGCGCAGCAACUUGCUGAGGCACCAGAAGAUCCACACAGGCGAGCGGCCAUUUGUGUGUGGCGAGUGCAGCCGCAGCUUCAGCCGCAGCUCUCACCUGCUGCGCCACCAGCUCACGCACACUGAAGAGCGACCGUUUGUGUGCUGCGACUGUGGCCAGAGCUUCGUGCGCAGCGCGCGUCUGGAGGAGCACCGGCGCGUGCACACAGGCGAGCAGCCCUUCCGGUGCGCAGAGUGCGGCCAGAGCUUUCGACAACGCUCCAACCUGCUGCAGCACCAGCGCAUCCACGGUGAUCCCCCCGGCCAUGGCACUGCACCCCCCGCACCUACCAGAACGCCAGAACCCCCAGGUCCCUUUCCUUGCAGUGAGUGCUGCGAGAGCUUUGCGCGGCGGGACGUGCUGCUGGAGCACCAGGCGGUGCACACCGGAAACAAGUCCUUUGGUUGUGUGGAGUGCGGCGAGCGAUUCGGCCGCCGCUCGGUACUGCUGCAGCACCGGCGCGUGCAUAGCGGUGAGCGGCCCUUUGCCUGUGCAGAGUGCGGCCAGAGCUUCCGGCAGCGCUCCAACCUCACGCAGCACCGGCGCAUCCACACUGGCGAACGGCCCUUCGCUUGCGCUGAGUGCGGCAAGACCUUCCGCCAGAGACCCACACUCACGCAGCACCUGCGUGUGCACACGGGAGAAAAGCCCUUCGCCUGUCCUGAGUGUGGUCAGCGCUUCAGCCAGCGACUCAAACUCACACGCCAUCAGAGGACACACACCGGCGAGAAGCCCUACCACUGCGGCGAGUGCGGCCUGGGCUUCACGCAGGUGUCGCGGCUCACAGAGCACCAGCGCAUCCACACGGGUGAGCGCCCCUUCGCCUGUCCUGAGUGUGGUCAGAGCUUCCGGCAACAUGCCAACCUCACCCAGCACCAGCGCAUCCACACGGGCGAGCGGCCCUACACGUGUCUGGAGUGUGGCAAGGCCUUUCGCCAGCGCCCCACGCUCACACAGCACCUGCGCACGCACCGGCGAGAGAAGCCCUUUGUCUGCCAGGACUGCGGCCGCCGCUUCCACCAGAGCACUAAGCUCAUCCAGCACCAGCGUGUCCACAGUGCAGAGUAGCUCCAAUUAGGCAUGCACUGCUUGGUCAAAACACCUACCUCACAGGGUUGUUGUGAGGCCAAAAUGACACAGGUACGAGUAGGCCUGCUCAAGACCUGGUUCCGAGUAGCUGCUUAAUAAACGGUAGACAGUGCUUCCCCACCUGUGCGGUGCCUCUCUGCUCACCCCACCCGCCACUUCUGUGCUGGUGUGCCCCCUCUGCGCCCCACAGCACCCAUGCUGCUCCUCCCCAAGGGCAAUUCCUAGCACACCUCCUUCGUGGGCUAGCCAAUGUACCUUACUUCUGGCUUACACAGAGAGAAUACCCAGCCCUAGGUGGGACAGAACAGCCAUGGACACCCAGACUCACAGAGGAGGAAAUGUUCCCUGUGAGCAUCUGCCCUGGGGCACGUGAUUGUCAAUCAGAGUCUAGUCAAGAGUCUGAGCUACAGCAGAUGUUUUAACAAAACUGCUAACUAGGUAUUAUGUGGUUAGUGGUCAGCUACUCAGGAGCUCCAGUGAGUUUCCCAUGGAGCUGAAACUCAGCUCCUGAGAAGGAAAGGGCAGUGCUAGAGUGGUCCUGGGGUCUCUAGGUUCAGAAGGGGGUGCCAAUGGGCCCAAGAUGAGACUCCUAAGGAGAGGGCACCCGUGAGGGGCCAGUGAGCCUGGUCCUGAGAGGUGAGAGCUGGUACCAGAGGUACCUCAGUUGCCAGGUGAAGAGACACUGCUGUCCUAGUGGAAGGAGUGAGUCUUGCUCUCCACACCCCUCAGCCCCUAUGGCACCCUGCCCCUCACAGGGCUGCAGAUGAAG